AGAGAGUAUUCAUUAUAUAUACAGUAUAGAGGGAUUGCCGGGGGGCUGGGGCUGCUAGACACGCUGAACUGAACCACGAUCUUUGCGCGAAUCUGCGGACCACCCACGGCUUAUAACUUUUGGGGGCUUGGGGAUACGAUAGAGGGCAGAAAUCGAACAUUACAAGCAUUUGUUACUAUUGUUACCUUAGCUUUUAGGACGUUAACGCCACCAAAAUGUCGAAGCGCGUACCGAUUGUUUGCCAUGGUCACACGAGGCCAAUUGUUGAGAUUAACUAUAGUCAGAACACACCAGAGGGUUACUUCCUGGCGUCGGCUUCCAAAGAUGGGAAGCCAAUGCUGCGGCAUGGCGAGAACGGCGACUGGUAUGGGACGUUUGAAGGCCACAAGGGCGCAGUCUGGGCUUGCGUCCUAGACACACCGGCCCUUAAGUGCGCAACGGGGUCAGCGGACUUCACUGCAAGGGUCUGGGACGCUUGCGGCGGAGCCCAGCUGCACGAAUUCCAACACAACCACAUCGUGCGUUGCGUCAACUUUUCUUUCCAUGGAUCAAAUAAGCUUGUAACGGGAGGCAUGGAGAAAAUUGUUCGCAUCUAUGAUCUCCAAAAGCCAGAAGCUGAGGCAGUCAAACUGCCGGCAGGACCGGCGGGUAUCCGUUCGGUCAACUUCAUCCAAAACGACAACACCGUUAUCUGCAGCUACGUUGACAAGCCGGUCGUUGGGGUAUACGACCUGCGCUCGCAGCAGCUCGUGAAGACCAUCGAGACGGCAUCGCCGGUUACCUCUAUCGAGGUGUCCUUUGACCAAAAGCACGUCACGACGGCCGAGGGUGCAUACGUGCGCUUCUUCGACGCGGCUACGCUGCAGCAGGAGAAGCAGCACAAGCUGACGGCGCCCGCCGAGUCCGCGAGCUACUGCGCCGCCAAGCGGAAGUUCGUGGCGGGUGGCGAGGACAUGUGGGUUCACCUGUACGAUUAUGACACCGGCCAGGAGCUCGAGUGCAACAAGGGCCAUCACGGGCCGGUGCACACCAUCCGCUGGGCUCCGACGUACGACGCGUACGCGAGCGGCUCCGAAGACGGCACGAUACGCAUUUGGUUCCCAGACAGCGCAGACGCUGCCGCUGCCGCCGCUCCUUAGGGGUGCUUGGCUGGCUGAGGUGUAGAGGAGUAGUGGAGGCGUUCGCAGGUUGCGAGGGCAGCAGGUGGGCUGGCAGCCAGUAGGGGUAACCAGGACACACAGGAGCGGGGUAGGCAUCGUGAUGCGAGCUGUGCCGAAAUGCCGCUCCUAGUGGGGUGUAAGGGGUGCACGGGGUACGAGAGAGGAACCGAGUGAAAGUACGGAAUUGUACGACCUCUUGAGGGAGUUUUGUGGAUCUGGCUUUGGGGCAUAGGCAUAGAUCUGCAUACCAAAGUUGUGUACAGGCAGUGUGCUGGGAACUGUAGCAACGCGCUGGGUAUUUGUUUUGCCCCGUCCUUGUUUGUUUCUUUGUUCGCAAACAAUAGCAGCAACUCACGCCUUGGGUGGCGACAGAGGUAGUAGCAUAACGCGAUCAUGAGAGGGUCGCAGCUGUUAUAGGUGUGCAACGGUGACUUCCAAGACUUGCUUGGCAGGCAUUAGCGUGCGGGCUGGGUGAUGCGGUAGCGGACUUGCAGGAUUGUCGCAUAGCAUGACACGGGGCCUGGGUUCUAUGGUGGCGCCACCAGAACGCCGCCUAGUGUCUCGCUGACAUGAUGGCUCAUCCCGAGUGGCUAAAUGCAGGAGCGUGGUCCCUGCUGAUCGGCUUAGGCUGCCUUGGGUUGUGUGCUUAGGUCAAGCGGAUGACGGGGCUUCAAGCCGUGUGGAUGGCACCUCACAUGCCGCUUGCCCUCUGCGCUCCCGGCGGUGGCUGUCCCACAUACACGGGGGGCAUGUGUUACGUAGCGUGUUAGUUUGGGCGGACUUGGUAAAUGGGGACAAUUGGAU
Molecule: messenger RNA, 1964 nt
Organism: Astrephomene gubernaculifera
Lineage: Eukaryota; Viridiplantae; Chlorophyta; Chlorophyceae; Chlamydomonadales; Astrephomenaceae
Source: the annotation of a GenBank genome assembly